Messenger RNA from Girardinichthys multiradiatus, 1404 nucleotides. It is a transcript of the gene mecr, whose product is annotated as mitochondrial trans-2-enoyl-CoA reductase. Gene Ontology annotation, cellular component: mitochondrion. The transcript is spliced from 10 exons. NCBI's taxonomy places the organism in Eukaryota, Metazoa, Chordata, Actinopteri, Cyprinodontiformes, Goodeidae. Gene Ontology annotation, molecular function: trans-2-enoyl-CoA reductase (NADPH) activity. The coding region runs from base 132 to 1274 and encodes 380 amino acids. Gene Ontology annotation, biological process: fatty acid metabolic process. The record is from RefSeq and is a predicted model, not a curated record.
AUGACAACCUUAUGCGAAACAAACAUGGCCGCCGCCACACUGACCGCUUGCAGUCUAACGCUGCCUUAAAUUACAACUAUAAUUAAAAAUAAUGUAUUACUAUCAGUUGUAAAAUUGUUUCCUAGGCCGAGAUGUGGUUUCCAGUUCUCUCAGCAUGUUUAAGAGGCCGAGCAGUUAGUAAAAGCGGCUUUGUGGUAGCUUCCCUGUGUCCAAAGCACAGGGAAGCUAAUGUCUCCCACUUCAGUCAUUCAGCUGGACGCUGCUCGCAGACCUGCCAAGCUCUGAUCUACAGAAAACAUGGAGACCCUUCUCGAGUCGUGGAACUGGAGGAUGCACCAGUUCCCCAAACAGGCGCAAAAGAAGUCCUGGUGAAACUGCUGGCAUCUCCAAUAAAUCCAUCUGACGUAAACAUGAUUCAGGGUACUUAUGCUAUCCUGCCAGACCUUCCUGCUGUUGGUGGCAAUGAGGGCGUGGCCCAGGUCAUAGAAGUGGGCAGUCAGGUGAAGUCUCUUAAAGCAGGAGACUGGGUCAUCCCCAGAGAUGCAGGGCUUGGAACUUGGAGGACAGAGGCAGUGUUGGCCGAAGAUGAUGUUUUCUCAGUGCCAAACAGCAUUCCUCUGCUCUCUGCUGCCACACUGGGAGUGAACCCCUGCACAGCCUUCAGGAUGCUCUCCGAUUUUGAAGAUCUGAGGCCGGGAGACUCUGUGAUUCAGAAUGCAGCCAAUAGCGGAGUCGGGCAGGCUGUUAUACAAAUUGCUGCUGCAAGAGGAAUAAACACCAUAAAUAUUAUUCGAGACAGGCCAGAUUUCACACAGCUCAGUGACAAGCUGAAGGCUAUAGGAGCCAGUCAUGUAAUCAGAGAAGAGAGCUUAAGGCGACCUGAGAUGAAGGAACUGUUUACGACAUGUUCAAAGCCUAAACUGGCUUUAAAUGGAGUUGGAGGGAAGAGUGCAACAGAACUGCUCCGUCAUCUACAAGUUGGAGGAUCUAUGGUGACAUAUGGUGGCAUGUCUAAACAGCCAGUCACUGUCCCUGUGAGUGCUCUUAUUUUUAAGGAUGUUAGAGUUUGUGGCUUUUGGGUCACACAGUGGAAGAGAGAUCACUCUCAUGAUGAGAGAGUGUUUAGAGGCAUGCUGGAUGAACUGUGCUCUCUCAUCCAGCAAGGGAAGCUAACAGCUCCUGCCUGCGAAGAGGUGCGUCUACGAGACUAUAAAAAGGCACUGGAUGCAGCCUUGCAGCCUUUUACUUCCAGUAAACAGGUCCUAAUUAUGUGAAGGUGCUACAUUAGCCAAUCACUGUAAUGUUGGGACAACAGAGCAUGAACUGAAAUGUAACUUCAGGCUCAUUCCACAUUAAUCUGUGAACCAGUUACAGUGCACAAUAAAUACCUGCUUUCUCAUCAGG